AUGACCACCAACGACGUCCUGCCACAGCGACCUGCCACUGCCGCCCCGUCCCUCCCCGCCUCCCUGCCCCCCAGGCCCCAGUUCGCCCUUCCCCAAAGACCGACCUUUGACCCUCCCAGGUCUAUCCCAGAACCCUCCUCAGCCAAGCGCAUAGACGCCAGGGACCACUACUACCGAAGCCCCUCCCCUCGACGAUACCGCGAGCCCCGAGCGAGCACCUCCCGCUACCGCUCCCCCUCUCCUCCCCCCCGCCGCGAGUCUAGAGAUUACAGAUCCUCUCGAUACCAGUCUCCCGUUAGAAGCCCCGAACCCCGAGGCCGGACCCGAUCACCCUCUUACCCCCACGCUCGCUCGCCGAGCCCCAGACGGUACCGCAGCCCCAGUUUCAGAGGCCGCUCAGCAGACUUCUCGCGAUCACCUUCGCCCCGCGCUGAUUACAGAGCAAGUGCACGAGGCGGUAAAACCAAGAGCCAGCUGAAGUGUGCGCAUAAGAGCGCAUCCAAGAGAAAUAAGCAGCAGAGACAGCAGGAGCAGGACGAGACUUUAUCUCUGCACGCCCCACUUGUUGGAUUCAGCGAAGUUCAAGCAGAUUCUCAAAACACUUUCCAAAAACGACCUUUAUCCCCUUCAGCUCAAGAAGAGCAACCAGCCAAGUUUCAAGCAGUCCCAGCGAUCCCCACGGGCCCACGAGUACCAGGACAGAUCCCUACCGGCCCACGCGCACUCGCCAUCCCUACCGGCCCUAGAGCUACUUCCAGCGCCAAACCUAUCCCUACCGGCCCUCGUUCUCGACAGCCCGCCCCCAUCUCUACCCACACCAACACUACCCUCUCUCUCCCCACUCCUACACCUACCCCUACUACCGCACCCGAGUUUAAAGAAGAAGACGAUAUGGGUAACUGGAGACGCGGACACGGCGGCGGCGGCGGUGGCGGUAAACGCAACGCCAACAAUGCCAACCCCCCUCCUCCUUCCAAUAACCGCCCCCUCUCAGCACCCCUGCACGACGAAGCCUACAUCACCCAAACGUACUCCAACGGCCUCGUGCUCAAGGCGCAAUGGGCAGAGAACCCCAAGAGCCCGCUGGCGAACUGGAUAGCGUCCAAUUCGGGCAAGGGGGUGGAUGUGAAUCAGAUGUAUGCUUAUCUGGAUGGCGUUGUGAAUGGACGCAAGGUUUAUCGUGUCAAGAUCAGCCCUACGCCUGGUAUUGAAGGAAUUGGAGAUAGCAGCAACAAGAAGGAGGCUGAAAAGCUCGCUGCGUUGAGCGCCGUUUUUCAGCUCGUCUCGCGAGGUCGUCUCGACAGGAACACUGCCAAAGCCUCUGCUGCCAAUGACCCCAAACCGAUAGUCUCCAUCGUCGACACCACCUCCAACUCUACCGAGACUGCCACCCUCACAGACGGCACCCAAAUAUCAUUCGACCGCGCCCGACAGUUUAUGGAGUACUACUGUCAUCGCUACCAUUUCCGCAAACCCGACGUCGACUUUUCCCAGAGCGCAACAAAGAAGCAAAGGGGCAAGACUGCGAUGGUCUGGGAAGCUGUCAUGUCUGUAAACGACAGAAGGAUCGGGAUGGGGAGCGGUAACAACAAGAAGGCUGCCAUGAUCACCUGUUAUCUCGACGUCACGCUCUAUCUCGAGAGCUGCGACCCCGACCUCUGGAAAGACUUUAUGGAGUACUCUAAAAAGGACAAGUCGGUCAAAGAUAUUGGCCUUGCGCCGCAUCUCGUGUUCAACAUGGCGGGCAGCAUCAUCAACGAUGUCGAGGGUCUUUGUAUCGAUAUCCGCCGGUCCCAGCUGUGGGCAAAUGCGCCCGCGCCUGGGGUUGCGGGUAAUCUGCACCAAGCGCUGCCGAUGUGGCACGCUGGUGCAGGGCCCACGGCAAGCCAGGGGGAGCUUGCAGACAAGUCCAGCCGGCUUUCUGACCGGUUGACGCAUUACGAGACAGACCAGCAUAUGGCCAAGAUGCGCAAAACCCGCGCUUCCCUCCCCGUCUUCUCCCGCGCCGAAGCAAUGAUGGAGCAGAUCCAGGUCAACGACGUGACCAUCAUCAUGGCAGCGACCGGGUCGGGCAAAACCACCCAAGUGCCGCAGUUGUUAUUUGAUAGCUGGAUCAAGCAAGGAAAAGGGGCAGAGUGUAAUAUUGUGUGUACGCAGCCGAGGAGGUUGGCGGCGAUGAGUGUGGCGGAGCGUAUUGCGGAUGAGCGAGGGCAAAAGCUGGGAGAGGAAGUGGGUUAUCAAGUGCGUUUCGACGCGCGACUUCCUCAGCCGAAUGGUUCGAUCACCUUUUGCACGACGGGUAUCUUCCUCAAGCGGAUGCAAUCUGCGCUUGGUGAAGAGCCCGACCCCGUCGCUGUAGCGAGGAUGGACGAGGUAUCCCAUAUUGUGGUCGAUGAAGUGCACGAGCGGGAUAUCGAUACCGACUUGUUGCUCGUCGUCCUCAAGCGACUGAUCGCGGACAGGAGGCGCCGAGGGGUACCUAUCAAGGUCAUUUUGAUGAGUGCUACCAUCGACCCUACCUUGUUCCAGUCAUACUUUACCGACACCCGCGGACAAUUGGCUCCCGUCGCUGAAAUCCCUGGUAGAACCUUCCCCGUCCAAAAGUUCUUCUUGGACGACAUCUUCCCGAAGCUCGAGAGGUUGCCGGUGAUGAACGGUGGAUGGGCGUUCCAGGAUAAGAGUGUAAAGGAGUAUCUCAACAAGGAGCUCAGUGGUAACGCCAACAACUUUUUGCCCGGGACUGGUAUCGAGCUGGAGAUCCCUCUGCCGCUUGUCGCCCUUACCAUCGCCCACGUCCUGUCGCAAUCAUCAGACGGACACGUGCUCGUCUUUUUGCCAGGAUGGGAUGAUAUCAAAAAGGUGGCUGAUAUCCUGCUCGACGGGCGCAAAGCUCUGCUUGGGAAGAAUUUCAAGGACGCGAGCCAGUUCAGUAUCCACUACCUCCAUUCUACCAUCCCUGCUGCCGAACAGCGUGAAGUCUUCCGCACGCCUCCACCUGGUGUCAGGCGAGUCAUCUUGGCUACCAACAUUGCCGAGACAUCCGUGACCAUCCCCGACGUCGUCUACGUCGUCGACACGGGCCGAGUCAAGGAAAAGAGGUACGACCCCGAGCGACACAUGUCUUCCCUCGUCACCGCCUGGGUUGGUGCUUCCAACUUGAACCAGCGUGCUGGUCGUGCGGGUAGACAUAGAGAGGGAGAGUAUUAUGGACUGGUCAGCAAGAAUAGGAUGAACAGUCUGGACCCGCAUCAGAUGGUGGAGAUGAAGAGGUCUGAUUUGAGUAAUGUGGUCAUGCACGUCAAGGCUUUGAAUCUGGGUGAAGUCGAAGAAGUCCUUGCCGCGACUAUCGAACCCCCUGAGGCCAACCGUAUCGUCGCCGCCAUGGAAGUUCUCCGCAUGCUCGGUGCCCUCGACGCUCGCCAGAACCUUACCCCUCUCGGCCGUGUCCUCCUCCAACUCCCCGUCGAAGCGCCCAUCGGCAAGCUCUGUCUUUACGGUUCAUUCUUCCGUUGUCUCGACUCUGCGUUGACCCUUGCGGCGGUUUUGACCAACAGGGACCCCUUCUUAGCCCCACCAUUGAAGAAGCAGGAGGCGGAUGCGAUCAAAGAUUCGUGGUCGCCUACGGCAUUCAGGUCGGACCCUCUGGCUAUCGUCGCUGCUUAUAACGCUUGGAGCGAGAUCGCUAGCAAGGGCGAUCUGUUCACUGCCCGCCGAUUUGCCGACCGCAACUUCCUUUCCAACCCUACUCUGGAGCAGAUCAAGCAGGUCAAACAGAGUCUGCUUUAUAGUUUGGAACAGGCUGGUGUUAUUGCAGUGUCUGCUGGAGGUCAGGUGGGGAGGAUCGGCAAGUAUGGAUCCAUACCGCCAGUGUUGAACGAGAACAACCAAUCGCUGCCAUUGUUGGCGGCGUUGAUUGCGUUGGCCAGUGCUCCCAACUUUGCCAUCAAGACCAGCGAAAAGACUUGUCGAACUUGUCAAGACAAGGUCGUGAUGAUUCACGGUUCAUCAGUCAACUCUCGCCGACGUGAAGGUGGAGCAGAUGAGCAGCCCCAAUUCUUCAGCCGCGCCGAGAAACGUCUCUACGCUUUCGGCGAAAAGUCGCGCAACGUCCCUAUCGGCGGUAACCCCAACAGCGCUACCACGACUCUGCGUACCGUCACCCGACUCGACCCGAUGACCUACAUGCUCUUUGGCGCUUACGAGCUUGUCGUAACCCAAGGUGGUCUCGAGUGCGAUGGGUGGUUGCCUGUGACUGGUAACCUGGUAGCGCUGGACGAUGUGCAGAGGCUCAAGCAGUGCUUGGACGGUUGUCUACUCCGAGUUUUCGAGGGUCUGGGCAAGAGUCUUGUGCAGGGCCGCGACAAGCGAUGGAGGAGUAAUGACGUCCAAGUGCAAGACGGGUCUUCCCGUAUGAAGGAAGGUAGCGGGGAAGACGAGAACGAGAGCGACGACGAAGAGGACGCCGCCGCCAAACGAGAGAGCUCGCGAUACUCUGGUGCCCUCACGCACGAAGAGAUCAAAGAGCUCGAGUACCUCACCACCGACAUCGUCCGCAUCCUCGACAACUUCCAAGCUGAGCGUGUUGGUGCUGGCGGGUUUGACUCUAUAGGCAACACCCGCGCACCGACAAGAGCGCCUACGAGGGCACCUUCGCCGCAAUCCCACAAUUAUUUGGUGCCUGCUUCAAGUGCCCAGCAUUUACAAAGUGGCUCGAAUGGCCCGCAGUGGGUCGAUGUGCAUGAUGGGUCUGCUACAUGGGGCGGUGCGAGCGGCGGUCGAGAAGGUCCGACGGAUGGAGGAUGGGCGGGAGGCGACAGUGGGAACGGGGGAGAUGACGGAUGGGGUGAUGGGCCUUCGGGCGGGAGUGUGUACAAGCCGCCUCAGGCGAGGAGUGGUGGAGGCGGUGGAUCAGGAUGGUAA
This is a messenger RNA of Cryptococcus wingfieldii CBS 7118, 4920 nucleotides long. Its product is annotated as nuclear DNA helicase II. The coding region runs from base 1 to 4920 and encodes 1639 amino acids. NCBI's taxonomy places the organism in Eukaryota, Fungi, Basidiomycota, Tremellomycetes, Tremellales, Cryptococcaceae. Gene Ontology annotation, molecular function: ATP binding; RNA binding. The transcript has 6 exons. Gene Ontology annotation, cellular component: intracellular anatomical structure. The record is from RefSeq and is a predicted model, not a curated record.